AUGGCUGACGAAAAGGGACUCGAGGACAUCGAAGCAGCUGGGCCCAAGUCCAAGGAGCAAGAGGUAGACUGGCCGUCCCUGGACAUGGACGCCGAACAACAGAGUAUUUCCCACAUACCCAAACCAUCACUCUCCCAGGACCGUCGACGCAUGAUUGUUGCCUUGUUCCAGCACCUCGACAAGGGCAGCUGGCUCCUAGUUGAUGUGCAUCCUUGGAAUGAGAUCUCGUCUCUGGCAGACGACACCUGGUUUAUUGACGUUCAGCCGGAGCUCGCAAGAUUGAGGAUUGCGCAGAGACACGUACCAGCUGGCAUUGAACCAGAUAUGCUACAUGCUCUUGCUCGUGCGGACAAAAACGACAUGCCGAAUGGUGCACGAAUCCGCGCCCUCCCGAUACCGCCGCGGUACAAGAUCCAGAGCGUCGAGAGCCAGCCACAUUCGCCUCCAGCAUCAAGGAUCAUUUCCACGAUGUCGAAACAACAUACACCAAUACAUCGAGAAUCCGCUGUGGUCUCUUGA
Molecule: messenger RNA, 519 nt
Organism: Aureobasidium namibiae CBS 147.97
Lineage: Eukaryota; Fungi; Ascomycota; Dothideomycetes; Dothideales; Saccotheciaceae
Exons: 3
Coding region: 1-519 (172 amino acids)
Source: RefSeq, a predicted model, not a curated record